Messenger RNA from Chanos chanos (milkfish), 1158 nucleotides. RefSeq names its product family with sequence similarity 133 member B (gene fam133b). Lineage: Eukaryota; Metazoa; Chordata; Actinopteri; Gonorynchiformes; Chanidae. The coding region runs from base 89 to 883 and encodes 264 amino acids. The transcript is spliced from 11 exons. The record is from RefSeq and is a predicted model, not a curated record.
AGCGCGGCAGCACCACCAGAGCAGAUAUGUAAACAAAGACUCCUGUCCAUUUAUUUUAUCCUAAUAAUUUCAGACAAGAUCUGUAAAGAUGGGGAAGAGAGACAAUAGAGUGGCGUACUUGAAUCCUAUUGCUGCCGCCCGAGCCAGAGGCCCCGCUCCUAACUCCGGACCCACCAUUCAAGAUUAUCUUGGUCGGCCUAGACCCACAUGGGAGGAGGUAAAAGAACAGCUAGAGAAAAAGAGGAAAGGUUCAAAAGCCUUGGCAGAAUUCGAGGAUAAAAUGAAUGAGAGAUGGAGGAAGGAACUGGAGAAAAACAGAGAGAGGCUGCUCGGUGGGGGUGAGAAGAAGGAAAAAGAAAAGGAGAAAGAAAAAGAAAAGAAAGAGAAAAAGAAGAAAGAAAAGAAGAAAUCCAGCAGGCAUUCUUCAUCUUCCUCCUCCUCCUCAUCGAGUUCUGAUUCCUCCAGCAGUUCCUCCUCUGAGUCUGAAGACGAGGAAGAAAAGAAGAGCGUGAAAAAGAAACGGAAGAAAAAGCGGUCCUCGGCCAGAAAAACUUCCGACGAUUCUGAUACGGAGUCAGAGGCUGACAGCAAGGAAUCCUCCAAGAGGAAGAAGAAGAAACUCAGGGAAGAUGGAGACAAAGAUAAGGAUGAAAAAGCCUCUCGCAAAAAGAGGAAGGCCGAAAGAAGUCACAAGGGGUCAUCGUCUGAGUCCUCAGCUGACUCUGAAGUAGAUGGAGAUGUUGAAUCCAAAAAGAGGAAGCUCAGCAGUGAGGAAAAGGAUAAGACAACAGACAAGUCAAAGAAAAAGAAGAAGAAGAAGCACAAGAAACACAGCAGAAAGAAGAAGAAGAAGAAGGCAGCGUCUGGAUCGGAUUCAAAUUAAACCGAGGCCGCUCGUCACGCGGCUUGAGUUUCACAUUCGUUUGAGUGAGGGGAGCAGAGAGCCCUUACCAGAGUACUGAAAUUUAAAAAGAGAAAAAAAACUCAACGGACUGACUGCUUUAUUUAUUCUGGGUUGACUUUGAGGCAAAAUGAUUUGCUUCUUGCCCAGGAUAAGGGCCACGUGAAAGGCUCUGUAGAAGGGAGGGUCAGUAACAGGUCCUCUCAGAUAUGAAUUUGCAUCCCUGUGUGUUCCCUUUUUUUUUUUUUCUUUGUCUC